Molecule: messenger RNA, 420 nt
Organism: Theileria equi strain WA
Lineage: Eukaryota; Apicomplexa; Aconoidasida; Piroplasmida; Theileriidae
Exons: 2
Coding region: 1-420 (139 amino acids)
Molecular function (GO): protein binding
Source: RefSeq, a predicted model, not a curated record
AUGCAGAUUGUCAAGUCUGGCAAAAAGGUCAUCUGUGGUACCCAGUCCGGAUCGCUUUGCUUCUUUUCAUAUGGAUUUUGGGGAGACAUAAACGAUAUAAUUAUAGUAAACAAGGACACAGUCAAUGGUAUCGCUAAAAUAAGCGAAGACCUCGUCUGCACAAGUGGAGAUGAUGGAGAAAUUUACAUUGUUAGUAUACAUCCAAAUAAAGUCAUUGGUACAUUUAAAAAAUACAAACGCCUGGGUACACCGAAAUCUACCGAUUCAAUCGUCGUUAAUCAUGACAAGACGUUGCUAGGUUUGCGGUUCACUAUUCAUACAACUCAAAUAGCCUUUGUCGGAGACUUGGAGGGAAUUUACGUCACCAGUACUCAAGAGGUUCACAGCGACCAUAAAGAUGAUUUCUUUAAUGAUUUGUAA